GGCGGAGCGGGGCCCGGACCGCCCCGUGCUCUGCCUGUCGGGGCGUCCCCGGCCCCGCCGCACUCGCCGCUGCCGACCGAGGGGAGCGGAGCGGAGCCCGGCGGAGCCGCUGCAGCAGCCGUCAGCGCCAUUGCCGUCAGCUAUGGCAGGUGCUAACAGUACUUAAAGAAAGCAACCUUUCCAGCUGGAUUGUUGAGGACUUUUGUGAUUCCCAGAGGUGCUGCUGUUAAAAUAAGGAAUUGUCCUGUUAGUGCUUGGCUGGUCAACCCAGAAGCAUUCUCUUGGGUACUGUAUGCAAGUCCCUGACAUUCUGGAAACGAUGGGAAUUGGUAAGAAUACCACUUCAAAGUCGGUGGAGGCAGGAGGCUCAACAGAAGGCAAAUAUGAGGAUGAAUCUAAACAUCCCACCUUUUUCACCCUGCCUGUUGUCAUUAAUGGUGGAGCAACAUCCAGUGGUGAUCAGGAUACAGAAGACACGGAGUUGAUGGCUAUCUAUACUACAGAAAAUGGCAUAGCAGAAAAGAGCUCUUUGGCAGAGACACUGGACAGCACUGGCAGUUUAGAUGCUCAGAGAACUGAUAUGAUUUACACUAUCGAAGACGUUCCUCCAUGGUAUCUCUGUAUAUUUUUGGGGUUACAGCAUUACUUAACAUGUUUCAGUGGAACUAUAGCAGUUCCCUUUUUGCUAGCUGAUGCCAUGUGUGUUGGAUUUGACCAGUGGGCUACCAGCCAGUUGAUUGGGACCAUUUUCUUCUGUGUGGGCAUCACUACAUUGUUACAAACAACUUUUGGGUGCAGGUUACCCUUGUUUCAGGCAAGUGCUUUUGCGUUCUUAGCACCUGCUAGAGCAAUACUUUCUCUGGAGAAGUGGAAAUGUAAUAAUACAGAUAUAACAGUUUCAAAUGGAACAACAGAACUGCUUCAUACUGAGCACAUCUGGUAUCCCAGAAUACGAGAGAUCCAAGGUGCUAUUAUCAUGUCCUCGUUGAUAGAAGUGGUGAUAGGAUUGCUUGGCCUUCCCGGCGCCCUCUUGCGAUACAUUGGACCUCUGACCAUCACUCCAACUGUUGCUCUAAUUGGUCUCUCUGGUUUCCAAGCAGCUGGAGAAAGAGCUGGAAAACACUGGGGUAUCGCAAUGUUGACUAUUUUCCUAGUGUUGUUGUUUUCGCAGUAUGCCAGAAACGUCAAAUUUCCCUUACCCAUUUACAAAUCCAAGAAAGGAUGGACAGCUUAUAGGCUGCAGCUUUUUAAGAUGUUCCCUAUUAUUUUAGCAAUUUUGGUGUCAUGGCUGCUUUGUUUCAUCUUCACUGUGACGGACGUCUUUCCCCCUGACAGUUCAAAGUACGGCUUCUAUGCUCGCACAGAUGCCCGACGAGGGGUGCUGUUGGUAGCUCCAUGGUUCAAAGUUCCUUAUCCUUUUCAGUGGGGACUGCCAACAAUUUCAGCUGCUGGAGUUAUAGGAAUGCUUAGUGCAGUUGUUGCUAGCAUUAUCGAAUCAAUAGGAGAUUACUAUGCCUGUGCCAGGUUGUCAUGUGCUCCUCCUCCACCUAUUCAUGCAAUAAACAGAGGGAUUUUUAUUGAAGGUCUAUCCUGUGUUUUGGAUGGAGUAUUUGGGACAGGGAAUGGAUCCACUUCUUCCAGCCCUAACAUUGGUGUCUUGGGCAUCACGAAGGUUGGAAGUCGCAGGGUUAUACAAUAUGGAGCAGCCUUCAUGCUUUUGCUUGGGAUGGUUGGCAAGUUCAGUGCUCUCUUUGCAUCGCUGCCUGACCCUGUGCUUGGUGCCCUCUUUUGCACUCUCUUUGGGAUGAUUACAGCUGUGGGUCUGUCAAACCUCCAGUUCAUAGAUUUAAAUUCUUCUCGCAAUCUGUUUGUACUUGGAUUUUCCAUUUUCUUUGGGCUUGUCCUCCCAAGCUAUCUCAAACAAAAUCCACUGGUGACAGGAAUAACAGGCAUUGAUCAAGUAUUAAAUGUUCUUCUCACUACAGCCAUGUUUGUUGGUGGCUGUGUUGCAUUUAUUUUGGAUAAUACCAUUCCAGGAAGCCCUGAAGAAAGAGGAAUAAGGAAAUGGAAGAAAGGAAUUGGUAAAGGAAGCAAGUCACUGGAUGGCAUGGAAACAUAUGAUUUGCCCUUUGGCAUGAACUUCAUAAAAAAAUACAGGUGUUUCAGCUUCCUGCCCAUCAGUCCUACCUUCAUGGGUUACACAUGGAAAGGCUUCAGGAAAAGCAGCAACUGCAGGAGUUCAGAUGAAGACUCAGAAGCUACAGUAUAGCCUUAGUUGAAAUUAUAUUAUCUAGUUGUAGUAAGAGAUGUAUUUGCAGUUUCUUGCUGAUUAAGAAGCAUUAAAAUAUAUGUUUUGUAUAUCUGCAUUUAAAUUCUGGAACCAGAGCUGAGACGGAUUAAAAAAAAAAAAAAGCUUUCCUGUUGUGGGUGGUGGUAGCCAAAUCUAGUGUCUCUGGGUCAAAUUUGCAAAUACUCCUGUUUGAUUUUUUUUUUCCCAAAAACUACAGAUACCUGUAUACCCAAGUCUGUUUAUUUAAAAUGGGGCUUAGAUUCCUGAAGUAUGUAAGUGCUAUGGAAAAUGUUACUUUUUAUGGUGAUUUUAAGUCACUGAUGCUGCCAUUUUGGCUUACUCAUUGCUUGUACUGUUAGUUAUGCCAGAAAAUUUGGUUCCUGUGGGGGAAAAAAAAAAUCUAAUUAUGUCUAAUCACAUCAAUGUUGUUUUCUAACCUCUGAUUUUCACAUUCCAUACUUUCAGAUCCCUGGAAACCAGACUGAAUUUAUACUGGCAAAUCAUGAGAGUAUUUUUCAAAUUACUUGAUAGUUCAAUUAAAUGUCCAAUGUUAGGACAGAAGCUUCCAUUAUAAUUUUGCCUGUGAAAAUUAUGACCGACUUCUGUUAGCUUCUUGCUGUAGAAGAUACAACUCACUUUUUGUCAGUUUGUAUUUUUAAACGUUUUCUUUUUCUGCCUGACUUUUAACCACCUAACUGGUGUCCAGGCAUAGGUUUUCUUUAAAGAGCCUUAUGUAGCUUGCAUUUUGUGGAGAUAAGAGACUUAACUUCCAGAUGGGACCUGAUAACUGUUCUUAUAGCAAAACGCAUGUAUCCAGCUAGAUGUUUUCUGAACAAAAAUGGUAAUUUGUUAAGCGGUUCUAAGCAAUUAACACCUGUAUGCAUACAGCUUUUCCUGUGGGGAAAACCAUAUGGUCAAAUUGCAGCCAGCAUUUGCUCAUAGGGAUCUGUGCAAAAUUUUCUUGUUUGGAUGUUGAGAGCCAAUGCUGCCUAGGAAUGGCUUCAUUGCAUUGCCUAAUUUUUUCCCUCUUUUGUGGGAUUACAACAAAAGCUUGCUACUUCUAGAGAGGUCAACGUAAAGGACAGAGACGCUACAUUUGAUGUCCUCAUCCACUGGGUGGUUUAACGGGUAUUGGGUCCAAUCAGGACACCAUUCAGAUUCUUUUUCCUGGAAUAGUCUCAGCUCUGAUGUUAUGUGAGUGUUCAUGCUCGUCAUGCAUUCAUAAUUAAAAGUUUUAUUCAUGUUUAAUGUUCUUACUAUUGCAAGUUAGUUUUAGACUUCAGUGUGGCCCCAAAAACAUUUUUAAGCUGUGGAGAUCAUCAGGGAAAUGUAGUGUAAUGUAAUUUCAAGGCCAGUAUGCUCUACGGUGCUUGCAUUUUGUAUUCCUGGAAAAACGUAACAUUAGAUUCUGUAAUUCACUAAUAUAUUUAUCAAAGUUUGACUACUGGACAGGAGUGCAGGAACUCUGUUUUCUCUGAGUCUACUUCCACGUGAAUGUUAUUGGUUAUUGAAGCAUGGAAGGGUUGGGGUGGGGAGGGCAAGGAAAGAGUAAUGGAUCAGUACUGAAUAGUGUAGGAUCAGAAUGAUUCCAUUGAUAUCCUUUUCAGCAUGUCAUGGCUGUUUCCAGAAACUAUUUUAUGCCGCUUUUUCCGUAACAAAGCAUGUGUGUGUCCCUGCUUCAGGGAACUUUCAAUAGUUUGCAGUCUUGGUGUCAGUUGGACUAUCUCGAAAGCUGGUCGGAAGAGUUAUUGUGUCAUAGACAAGGUUAGUUUGCCUGUGAAACUAAGUCAUUUUUAUCAUUUGAAAUUUUGCUCUUCAGGUAGUGAGGUGUUAGAUUUCCACAUCUACUUGCAAAUAGUUUGAGUGCAGAAAACUCUAAUUAGUGACACAAAGCUUCCAAAUUUCCCAAAUUUAUGUGCAACCAAAGAUGUGCGGGAGAGAUGGAAGAGUUAAGAACAAGUAAAUAAACUAAAAACGGAAACAAAAAAAAGACACCUGUAUAUGGUGGUUAUUAUCAUGU
Oxyura jamaicensis (ruddy duck) is the source of this 4310-nucleotide messenger RNA. RefSeq names its product solute carrier family 23 member 2 (gene SLC23A2). Gene Ontology annotation, molecular function: transmembrane transporter activity. Bases 293 to 2269 code for a protein of 658 amino acids. Gene Ontology annotation, cellular component: membrane. The record is from RefSeq and is a predicted model, not a curated record. Gene Ontology annotation, biological process: transmembrane transport; L-ascorbic acid metabolic process. The transcript is spliced from 16 exons. NCBI's taxonomy places the organism in Eukaryota, Metazoa, Chordata, Aves, Anseriformes, Anatidae.